Messenger RNA from Syngnathoides biaculeatus (alligator pipefish), 2224 nucleotides. RefSeq names its product sp1 transcription factor (gene sp1). The coding region runs from base 166 to 2217 and encodes 683 amino acids. Gene Ontology annotation, biological process: regulation of transcription by RNA polymerase II. Lineage: Eukaryota; Metazoa; Chordata; Actinopteri; Syngnathiformes; Syngnathidae. The transcript is spliced from 6 exons. The record is from RefSeq and is a predicted model, not a curated record. Gene Ontology annotation, molecular function: DNA-binding transcription factor activity, RNA polymerase II-specific; RNA polymerase II cis-regulatory region sequence-specific DNA binding.
GUGUGAAGUUGUGAAAAGUUGUCAACUAGAAAAAAGAAGAGUAACUCCUCCCGUCUUGAACAUUAUGAGCAGUAAGUCAAACAUCUUUUCCAGCCGAAAGUCUCCUUGCGGCGAAGCGUCGAGCCGCCCGAUAAACACCUCUUUGAAAAUCAGCAGCAGGGUGAAAUGGCCGCGGUGGAGAGCGGCGGAGGCUUCGGUCAAAAGAGAAACUCCCAAGACUCUCAGCAGCCGUCUCCACUGGCCUUAUUGGCAGCCACUUGCAGUCGCAUCGACACGCCAGGAGAGAACGACUCUCCCGGCGAACAACAGCAGCUGGAUAUGAGUCAAGGUGUCUUCACCUCUAACGCCAACGGCUGGCAAGUUGUCCCCAUCAGCGUGCAGGCGUCGUCGUGCGGCACCACGGUGACCACCGACUCUGCGGGCGCGCAGACCGGUGGCGAGGCCGCAAAGGGGAGAGGGGUGUUGUCCCCGUCGUCUUCGGUGGCCGUGAGCGCUCAGCAGCAGCAGCCGCAGUACGUUGUCACCCAGGCCCCGGCACUGCAGACCCCCCAGGUGCUCACCGCCAUCCCCGGUGUGAUGCCCAACAUCCAGUAUCAGGUCAUUCCUCAGUUCCAGACGGUUGACGGUCAGCCGCUGCAGUUUGGGCACACCCACCAAGAUUCCGGUGUCGCAGCCGCCGCCGGCGCUCCAGGACAGCAGUUCCAGAUCGUGUCCUCUGCCAACGGGCAGCAGAUCAUCGCCACCGCCAACAGAGGAGCCGGGGCGGGGAACAUCAUUGCCAUGCCCGGCCUCAUUCAGGGCCCCAUUCCCCUACAGAAUAUCACCCUGGGCAACGGCGUGUUGCAAAACCAGCCGCAGUUCCUGGCAAAUAUGCCCGUUUCGCUCAACGGCAACAUCACGCUGUUACCCAUCAGCACCGGAGCGAGCGCCACGACGGCAGAUGGGGACGCGAGCGCUGGCCAGCUCGUACAGCAGCAGGCCACAUCUUCCGGCGCCAGUUACAUGACCAGCGUUUCCACCGUCACCACGCCGACCUCUUCCUCGUAUGGGAUGGCGCAGAACAGUAAUGGAGCCGUGGCGGUGACGUACCAACAAAGCCCGUCUUCUCUGGGUGUCCCCAUACAGCCAGACAACAGAGAGCAACAGCAGCAACAACAACAACAGCAGCAGCAGCCACAGAUCCUCAUCCAGCCCCAGCAGGUCCUUCAGGGGGCGACGCCCCUCCAAACCCUCCAGGCUGGUACCAUCACGGCGGCGGGCGGUCAGGUCUUUGCCACCCCAACUCUUAGCCAGGAAGGGCUCCAGAACCUCCAAAUCAUGCCCAACACCAGCCCCAUCCUGUUACGCACGGUUGGCCCUAACGGCCAGGUCAGCUGGCAGACCCUGCAGAUCCAAAGUCCGGCGGGGGCGCAGAUCACGCUGGCCCCGGUGGGCCAGACUCAGGGAGCCUCCGCUGCGGGAGGAGUUUCUGUCAACACUGUGCAGAUCCCGGGACUCCAGACUAUCAAUCUCAACACGCUCGGCGGCUCGGGCCUCCAGAUGCACCAGCUCCAGAGUGUUCCCAUCACCCUCACCAGCACAGCAGCAGGAGAUCAAACGUUGCAGACUGGCACAGAAAGCUUGGAUGACAGCGCGGCCAUCGACGACGAGGACAUCAGCCCGCCACCGCAGGGACGCCGCAACCGCAGAGAGGCCUGCACCUGCCCUUUCUGCAAGGACGGAGAAGCACGCGACCCGACCAAAAAGAAGCAGCACAUCUGCCACAUGUCAGGAUGCGGCAAGAUCUACGGCAAAACGUCACACCUCAGAGCCCACCUGCGCUGGCACACGGGCGAGCGGCCCUUCGUCUGCGGCUGGUCCUUCUGCGGCAAGCGCUUCACGCGCUCGGACGAGCUCCAGCGUCACAAGAGGACGCACACAGGUGAGAAAAGGUUUGCCUGUCCAGACUGCCCCAAGCGCUUCAUGCGGAGCGACCACCUCUCCAAACACAUCAAAACACACUUCAACAAGAAGGGGGCGCUCCCCAGCAACAGCGUGGCCGCAGCGUCCGACACGCCGCCCGCCGCCCAGUCGCCGGAGGGCGAGGCCCUGUCGGCCGGCGACCAGCACUCCAUCGUCACCAUGGAAACGCUGUCCCCGGAGAGCAUAGCGCGGCUCGCCAGCAGCGGGAUCAACAUGGUGCAGGUGGACCUCAAUCACAUCAACGGCAACUACUGAGAGGAGC